CUGCGCCCAACGCCGGCGUUUUUGAAUCCGCGCGUGGGGCUGCCGCAGAGCCCCGGCCCCAUGGAGCCUGAUCCCGAUGCGGAUCCCGAUCCCUGCUGCAGCGUCCGGUGCCGCGCGGCCGUGGAGCACGAGGCGGGCGCGGGGCGGCGCCGCACGAUCCGGGACGCGCGCGUGGCCCUGGCCCGCAACGAGCUGCGCGAGCUGGUGCUGGAGCUGCGCGGGGCCGCGGGCGCGGGCACGGCCGAGCGUUUCGUGCUGGGCGGCGGCGCGCGCGUGUUCGGCCGGUUCGCGCGCGCGGGGAAGGGCGCGGUGCGCGUGGGGCCGCGCGGCCCCCUCGUGCUCGUGUCCGACUGCGCCCCCGCGCGCCUCCGCCGCUUCCUCGCGCUGCUGCGCCUCAAGCUGGAGGCGGCGCGCGCGGCCCCGCCCGUCCCCGCGCGCGCGCGCCUCCUGCCCGGCGCCCCCCGCGCCCUGCAGCCGCUCAGCCCCGCGCAGCCCCUCGCCGCGCGCCCCGGCCCCGGCCCCGGCCCCGCGCAGCCGGAGCCGCAGCCGGAGCCACGCCUGGGCCCGGCGCGCGAGGAGCAGCAGCAGCCGACGGCGCGGCCCCGGCCCGGGCCCGGGCCCGGGGCCAGACUCUCGCAGGAGCAGGCGCUGGUGCUGAGCGCGGCGCUGAGCGGCAGGAGCGUCUUCUUCACGGGCAGCGCUGGGACUGGGAAAUCAUACCUGUUGAAGAAAAUCCUGGGUUCGCUUCCACCAAAGAGCACCUAUGCUACAGCCAGCACAGGAGUGGCUGCUUGCCACAUUGGGGGUACCACGCUGCAUGCCUUCGCAGGCAUUGGUUCUGGGAAGGCACCACUGGAGCAGUGUAUUCAGUUGGCCCAAAGGCUGGGAGUGCGUCAACACUGGCUGGGCUGCCAGCACUUAAUUAUCGAUGAGAUCUCAAUGGUGGAUGGCGAGUUCUUUGAUAAGCUGGAGGCUGUGGCCAGAGCAGUCAGGAAACGGGAUGACCCCUUUGGAGGCAUACAGCUGAUCAUCUGUGGGGACUUCCUGCAGCUGCCCCCAGUCUGCAAGGGCAAUGACCAAAUCAAGUUCUGCUUCCAGGCCAAGAGCUGGAGGAAGUGUAUCCAUGUGAACAUGGAGCUGACAGAGGUGCGGAGACAGACUGACAAGGCCUUCAUCUCACUCCUGCGUGCAGUCCGCCUGGGCAGGUGCCCAGACGAGGUCACUUGGCAGCUGACCCAGACGGCUGCCAACAGGGUUGAGAGGGAUGGGAUCCUGGCCACGCGGCUCUGCACACACAAGGAUGAUGUGGAGCUGACAAAUGAGAGGCGACUACAGCAGCUGCCAGGAGAGAGACGCUGCUUUGAGGCUGUGGACAGCGACCCCAUGCUGGCCAAAUUAAUUGAUGCCCAGUGUCCAGUAGGUCACCACAUUGAGCUGAAGCCUGGAGCCCAGGUGAUGCUUACCAAGAAUUUGGAUGUGUCUCGGGGCCUGGUGAAUGGGGCACGCGGGGUUGUCGUUGAAUUUGAAGCUGGAGGGAAAGGGCUUCCUAGGGUGAGAUUCCUUUGUGGGGUCACAGAGGUCAUCAAGCUGGAGCGAUGGAUCUUCAAAGGGCCUUCUGGCGUUCAUUUGAGUCGCCAGCAGUUGCCCCUAAAAUUGGCCUGGGCUAUUUCCAUCCACAAGAGCCAGGGCAUGUCGCUGGACUGUGUGGAGAUCUCCCUGUCUCGUGUCUUUGAAAGUGGCCAGGCUUAUGUGGCCCUUUCCCGAGCUCGGAGCCUCAAGGGCCUCCGUGUCCUGGACUUUGAUCCCAAGGUUGUGAAAGCCAACCCACAAGUGCUGCAGUUCUACAGUCAGCUGCGAAGGGACCAAAUUCUCAUACAGGCACCUCUACACAGGUAUGCUGACACCGAUGAGAAGGAGAAUUGGGAAUCCAGCUGAGGACAGAUGGGCUACCUCAGACACAGCAAGGACUGCUCUGUUGUCAAGAAUCUCUUGCUGCAGGUGGAAUCCCAUAGUUCUUGGAAUGUGUUUGCUUCCUCGUGGUCAUGUGUGGAUUUGGAGCCACAGUAUGAAACAUUCAGAUGUUUUGGCUGAUAACAUUUUCUCUGGAGAAAACUCAUCUUGUGCCUGUCCAGAGUGGGAGGCAGUGUCUCUAUACUCUCUCUUCCUGAUAUGUGCAGUUGUGAGCCUUGGGACUUAGAAGAGGCCAAGUUGGUAUCAUGGAGGACUUCUUCUUCUUAAGAGCUGCUAGCUUGGGGAGGGGUGGGGGCGUUGUUGCACAGAAGAGAUGCUGUUGAACAGCUGGAGCUUGCUUCUCUGCUGCAAGCAGGCUAGCUCUGGCUCUGCACGAGCCACCCUCUGGCUGUUGCUCUGUAGGCCAUUGAGUGCAGCAUCGUGCUGCUUGCAGUACUUUGUACCCCCUGCCUUUCUCCCCUGGCUGUGGGCAGGGCUCAGCACUUGCAGUAUUUGGUGAAAUUAGGUGAAAUCAUAAAUCCUCUCAAUUUUGAAAAACUUUUAGAUUCAAUAAAAAGGGCCCAUGAUUUUGUA
Messenger RNA from Alligator mississippiensis (American alligator), 2544 nucleotides. It is a transcript of the gene PIF1, whose product is annotated as PIF1 5'-to-3' DNA helicase. Gene Ontology annotation, molecular function: DNA helicase activity. Gene Ontology annotation, biological process: telomere maintenance; DNA repair. The record is from RefSeq and is a predicted model, not a curated record. Lineage: Eukaryota; Metazoa; Chordata; Crocodylia; Alligatoridae. The coding region runs from base 61 to 1935 and encodes 624 amino acids. The transcript is spliced from 12 exons.